Molecule: messenger RNA, 3912 nt
Organism: Kwoniella shivajii
Lineage: Eukaryota; Fungi; Basidiomycota; Tremellomycetes; Tremellales; Cryptococcaceae
Exons: 8
Coding region: 1-3912 (1303 amino acids)
Biological process (GO): maturation of SSU-rRNA from tricistronic rRNA transcript (SSU-rRNA, 5.8S rRNA, LSU-rRNA)
Cellular component (GO): intracellular anatomical structure; nucleolus
Molecular function (GO): helicase activity; RNA binding; ATP binding
Source: RefSeq, a predicted model, not a curated record
AUGGCCGGACCACCUGUACGAGAGCGGUAUAACUCCAGAGCUCGAGGGUCAGUUGCUGGAGGGUCAAGUCACAAGAAACGGAAGAGAGUGAAGUCACAAGAUGAGAUAGAAAAUGCCGUUGAAGGAGGUGGGGAAAUACAGGAAGUGAAGGAAGAUGCUAUGGCUGGAAUGUCAUCGAAGAAGAGGAAGAGAUUUGAAUCAUAUAUGGCUAAGAAAUUAAAAUCUGAACAAAGGCUAGAAACCAUCAAACUCCUUCAAUCACUAGCACCUUCAGCCCCAACCUCAGCCAAUCUAUUCUCAACCUCUACUCUGGGACAGAAUCCUUUAAAUCCUACUAGUGCUCAAGAUCGACAUGAUAAGAAAGAAGAUAAACUAGUGCGUCAAGGUAUAAAUAAAUUGACGAAAAAGUAUGGUGAAGAUGAGGGAAACAGUUCAAGCGAAGACGACAAAGGGAAGACUAAGAAAGGUAAAAAUAAAGAAAGGACGAUAGAGAUUGUGAAAGAAGAAGAAGGAAUGGAAGAUGAAGAAGAUGUUAAAACUACGAUAUUACCAAGUAAAAAAGAUAUCAAAGCUCAAACAAAGGUGAAAGGAAAUGGCAAAAUGCCAAAAAAAGCAAAUUGGAAUCCUAAUCUAUUACCUACACAACCAACUUCUUCGUCUUCCUCAGAAUUCGAUUCAUCGGAUUCAGCAAAUGAUUCCUCCGAAGAUGAGUCUAUCCAUCCUGAAGCUGGUCCCUCCUCUCUUCGUGCGACGUCUUCAGUCAAAGAACCUUCUCCGAUCAAAGAUAAGCCGAAACCACUCCCUGCCCCCCAUUCGUUCGGUGGAGCGCUGAAGAAAGCCGUUGGCGGUGAACCAUCACAGCCAAGAGUGGAAAUACGAAAGAAAAAGCCCAUAAUAGAUUACAGGUUUUCGAGAGGAAAUAGAGAGCUGGAAGGUGGUUCUGAAGAUGAGGAUGAAGAUGACGACGAAGACGAGGAUGAAGAUGAGGACAUGGACAUGGACGAGGACGAGGAAGAAUUUUCCGAAGAGGUAGAGUCAGACCAAGAUGAAGAUGGGUCAGAAAGUGAGGAGGAAGCUAGCGGAUCUGAUGAAUCUGACGAGUCUGACGAAGCAGAACCUGCAUCAAGAACGUUCCCGAAGAAAAGAGCACUGGGCUUCAAAGAUUGGGCUUUGAAGCAAAUGGGUGGGGCUGCACCGACACCUACACCGAACUUGUUAGAGGAAGAAGGUUCGGAUAACAAAGUGAAAGCUCCGAUUCGACAGGUAGCGAAAACAGGUGAAUUUGUAGGACCACUUGGUGAAGAAAUGAACGUCCCUUCGAUAUCUCUUUUGGAUCAAAGUAAAGACAGCGAAAAAGCUAAAAUUCGACCAACAAUCAAACGAAGAGAUUCUGUAGCCGAAUCACGAAUGGAAUUGCCCAUCUUAGCUGAAGAACAGUCCAUCAUCGAGUCGAUCCUCAUGCACCCUGUAGUAAUCAUAUGUGGUGAGACAGGUAGUGGUAAGACUACUCAAGUACCUCAAAUGCUGUAUGAGGCAGGAUUUGGCUACAAAGGAUCUGAUAAUCCCGGUAUGAUUGCUGUUACUCAGCCACGACGAGUCGCUGCUGUAUCUCUAGCAGAGAGAGUUCGAUCAGAACUAAAUCUUCCUGCCAAAUCUAGCGUAGUUGCCCAUCAAAUUCGGUAUUCGUCAACAACAUCAUCGAGUACAUCUAUCAAAUUCAUGACAGACGGUGUACUUUUACGAGAAUUAGCAUCUGACUUUCUGCUUAGUCGGUACAGUGUUGUGGUGGUCGACGAGGCACAUGAGCGAGGUGUAAAUACCGAUGUCCUGGUUGGUGUACUCAGUCGAGUCGCCAAAUUAAGAGAAAAAUUGUGGCGUGAAGGAAAACAAGAUGUUAAACCAUUAAGAAUAGUCAUCAUGUCAGCUACCUUGAGAGUAUCAGAUUUUGCCGAAAACUCAACGUUGUUUGCUAAACCUCCUCCCGUCUUGCAUAUCACAGCCAGACAACAUCCUGUCACAAUACACUUUAGUCGAAAAACGCUCGGUGAUUAUGUUACCGAAGCAUACAAGAAAGUAUGUAAGAUUCACGCUAGAUUACCUCCAGGAGGGAUAUUGGUGUUCAUGACCGGACAAAAUGAAAUCCAAGGUUUAUGCAGGAAGUUGGAUAAGCAGUAUGGCAAAAAUAGAGGUAAAUCAGGUGGACAAUCUCAUUUCAAAAGUCAAAGAGCAGAAGUGUCAUUACCAAUUGAAGAACGAGAAGCCGAAGAUGUAGAACUGGGUGGCGAUCAUGACUUGGCAGCUGAUGUGGACGACGGUAACGCUGAGAGUGAUCCAGAAGCCUUGGACACUGAUGAUGAGGACAUUGAAGGAAUAGAAGGACUUGAAAUAGACGAGGCUACGGAUGCGCCAAUGCACGUCCUCCCACUCUAUUCUCUUCUAUCGAACGAGCAACAAAUGCAAGUGUUCAAGCCACCACCUGAAGGCCAUAGACUUGUGAUCAUAUCCACUAAUGUCGCGGAAACGUCUUUGACCAUCCCUGGUAUACGAUAUGUCGUUGAUUCUGGUCGAGCGAAAGAAAGGCAUUAUGAUCCUUCAACUGGAGUUCAAUCAUUCCAAGUGUCAUGGAUUUCCAAGGCUUCUUCAUCACAGCGAGCAGGAAGAGCGGGACGUACUGGACCCGGUCAUUGUUACCGGUUAUAUUCAUCAGCGAUAUACGAAGACCAUUUCGAACAAUUUUCAAAACCUGAAAUAUUACGAAUGCCAAUUGAAGGAGUCGUUCUCACGAUGAAAAGUAUGAAUAUCGACCAAGUUAUAAAUUUCCCUUUCCCUACUCCACCAGACAGGAUCUCAUUGAGAAAAGCCGAAACUCUUUUGACUCAUUUAGGUGCAUUAGAAUUACCCACAAUAACAAAGAUGAUUAAUGGCAUAUCCAAAUUGGGCAAUGAAGGUGGUAAAAUAACGGAUCUGGGUAAACAAAUGUCUGGAUAUCCAGUUACACCUAGAUUUGCUAAAAUGUUAGUUAUUGGUCAACAACAUGAUUGUUUACCUUUCAUAAUAGCUAUAGUGGCUGGAUUGAGUGUCGGAGAUCCAUUCAUUCAUGAAUCGGCUAUUGAAAUCGAUGAAGAAGAAGAUGAUAGUGCGGAAUUAUCACAUAUAAGGAGUAAAGAUGUGAAAGAGAAGGAGGAGAGGAAAGAGACCAGAAGGAGAUAUUUCAAAGCUCAGCAGCAAUUCACGGCUCUGGGAGGAGGAACAAGUGACAUGUUCAAACUCCUAUCUGCAAUUGGAGCAUAUGAGUUCGAUCCGUCGGCAACAUUUUGCCCAAAAAACUUCCUCCGUGCCAAGGCCAUGCAAGAGAUACACCAGCUACGAAGUCAGAUUUCAACCAUCGCAAAGGUACCGUUAGGCAAAUUAUUGCCACCUAACGCUACUCAACUCAAAGUGUUACGUCAGAUCCUAACAGCAGGAUUUAUCGACCAGGUCGCGGUUCGAGAAGACCUUGUAUUAAAAAAGGGAGUCACAUACGAAUCGACUCGUGGAGUCAUUUACAGGGCAGUCGGAUUGAAUUCUGAACCUAUAUAUAUUCAUCCUUCUUCCUCGUUAUUCCAUCAAUCACCACCUGAUUUCCUCGUUUUCUCUGAAUUAACCAGAAACAGUUCAAACAAAACUUGGAUUAAAGGUUUAACUAAAAUCAAUCCUACAUGGUUGACUACAUUAGGAAAAGGAUUAUGUUCAUUUUCAAAACCUAUCGAAAUGCCUAAAACGAAAUCGACCAUCAUCACAACGAAGAAUAAAAGUGGAGUUGAAGAAAGAGAAGUUUACGUCACUCCUCAUUUCAAAGAUCUAGGUGUUGAUUUACCGAUCAUGAAAAUGAAACAGAGGAAAGAAGGACCAAGGUGGAUUCUGGUAGAAUAA